Nakaseomyces glabratus is the source of this 2298-nucleotide messenger RNA. It is a transcript of the gene HCA4, whose product is annotated as RNA-dependent ATPase HCA4. Gene Ontology annotation, biological process: rRNA processing. Gene Ontology annotation, molecular function: nucleic acid binding; RNA helicase activity; ATP binding. The record is from RefSeq and is a predicted model, not a curated record. Gene Ontology annotation, cellular component: nucleus. Lineage: Eukaryota; Fungi; Ascomycota; Saccharomycetes; Saccharomycetales; Saccharomycetaceae.
AUGGCUAAGAAGCACAGGUAUACCACGGUUCAGCGUAAGCAAGAGCGUCAGAAGGAGGAGGAGUAUAUCAAGGAGUUGGAGCAGCGUAUUCAGGAUUAUGAUGUGAAGAACAACAAGGCAGUGUUUUUCAAGGACCUGCCGAUCAGUAAAUCUACAUUGAAAGGUCUAAAUGAGGCCUCUUUUAUAAAAAUGACGGAUAUUCAGCGGGACUCCAUCGUUACCUCAUUGCAAGGCCACGAUGUGUUUGGUACUGCCAAGACUGGGUCUGGUAAGACUUUGGCAUUUCUGGUACCAGUGCUGGAGAAACUAUACCGUGAGCGCUGGACUGAGUUCGACGGGUUGGGGGCUUUGAUUAUCUCGCCUACUAGGGAGUUGGCUAUGCAAAUCUACGAGGUCCUUGUGAAGAUCGGUUCACACACACAAUUCUCAGCAGGUCUAGUCAUUGGUGGUAAGGACGUGAACUUCGAAUUGGAGAGGAUCGCCAAGAUCAACAUCUUGAUUGGUACUCCCGGUAGAAUUCUUCAACAUAUGGACCAAGCGGUUGGGUUAAAUACUUCGAAUUUGCAAAUGUUGGUGUUAGACGAAGCUGAUAGGUGUUUGGAUAUGGGUUUCCAAAAGACCUUGGAUGCCAUUGUGGGUAACUUACCACCUGACAGACAGACUCUGUUGUUUUCUGCAACGCAAUCACAAAGCAUAUCUGAUCUGGCAAGAUUGUCUUUGACCGAUUAUAAGAAGAUUGGUACAAUUGAUUCAUCUGAAGAUGGACCAGCGACUCCAAAAACACUGCAGCAGUCUUAUAUCAUAGCAGACCUGGCCGAUAAACUGGAUGUCCUGUACAGUUUUAUCAAAUCUCAUUUGAAGACUAAGAUGAUUGUGUUCUUCUCCAGUUCAAAGCAAGUACAUUUCGUUUACGAGACAUUUAGAAAGAUGCAACCUGGUAUUUCUUUGUUGCACUUGCAUGGUAGGCAGAAGCAAAGAGCUCGUACUGAAACUCUAGACAAAUUCUUCAGAGCUCAGCAAGUAUGUUUGUUUGCUACUGAUGUCGUCGCUAGAGGUAUCGACUUUCCAGCUGUUGAUUGGGUUAUCCAAGUGGAUUGUCCGGAAGACGUAGACACAUAUAUCCAUAGGGUAGGUAGAGCCGCCAGGUAUGGUAAGAAAGGUAGGUCGCUUAUCAUUCUCACUCCACAAGAAGAGGCUUUUUUGACAAGAAUGGCAGCUAAGAAGAUUGAACCUGGUAAGCUAACUAUAAAACAGUCUAAGAAAAAAUCUAUCAAACCACAAUUGCAAUCCUUACUGUUCAAGGACCCAGAACUAAAAUAUCUUGGUCAGAAGGCUUUUAUUUCUUAUGUGAAAUCUAUCUAUAUUCAAAAGGAUAAGGAAGUUUUUAAAUUUGAUGAGCUUCCAACAGAAGAGUUUGCAAACUCGUUGGGUCUACCUGGUGCACCACGCAUCAAGAUAAAGGGUAUGAAGGCAAUCGAACAAGCUAAGAAGCUGAAAAACACAUCUAGAAGUCUAUUGUCAUUAUCAAAAGCCAAUGAUGAUGGUGAAAUCAAUGAUAAGAAGGAUAAACAGGUUAGAACUAAAUAUGACAAGAUGUUUGAACGUAAAAAUCAAACUAUUUUGAGUGAGCAUUAUUUGAACAUAACGAAAUCUCAAGCACAAGAAGAUGAGGAUGAAGACUUCAUUACUGUUAAGAGAAAAGACCAUGAAUUGAAGGAAGAAGAUUUGCCACAACUAACUGUACCAACAUCGAGGAGAGCACAAAAGAAGGCUCUGUCUAAAAAGGCAUCCUUAUCUACUAAGGGUAAUGCCACUAAAAUGGUGUUUGAUGAUGAAGGACAAGCGCAUCCAGUCUAUGAGCUUGAAGGUGAAGAAGAGUUCCAUAAAAAAGGUGAUGCUGAGGAACAAAAGAAAGAAUUCUUGAGCAAAGAAGCUGAAAUCAUGGCUGAUAGAGAUGUUAGCGAUAAGAUAAUACAGAAAGAGAAGAAACAGGAAAAAAAGAGAAAGAGAUUAGAGGCAAUGAGGAGAGAAAUGGAAGCUGCCUAUGCUGACGAAUACAGCGAUGAGGAUGAAGAAGGCGGUAAUGUUGCAUAUUUGGGUACAGGUAAUUUAAGUGAUGACAUGGAGGAAUACUCUUCUGAUGAAGAAAGUCGUAAAACUAAGAAGAGUAAGACUGUUGACUACAGAUUUGACAAGAAGAACAAAACUAUUUCUGAAGAUACUGAUAUUAUGGAGAUUCAAGAACCAGAAACCAUUGAAGACUUGGAAUCCCUUACCGCAAGACUUAUCGAAGGUUAA